AGGGAAACCUGGAUACGUAGGCUAGCUUUUUGCCUGGGAAGAAGAGGAAAACAUACUUGGACAAACAGUUAACAAUUUCUUUCUGUGUUCUGGAAGAACUUGUAUGAGAUAAGAAAUACUUGAAUCAUGGGUUUUUUUAACCACUUAACCUAUUUUCUGGCUGCUGGCGCUGUCAGUUUGGGAAUCGGUUUCUUUGCUUUGGCAUCAGCUUUGUGGUUCCUGAUUUGCAAACGAAGAGAAAUAUUUCAAAAUUCCAAAUUUAAAGCAACUGAUGAGAGAUGCAGGCAAAAACAAUCAAAGGCAAAGAUUAAAUCUCAUUCUCAGUGUGUUUUUAUCUCUCGAAAUUUUCAUACUGGAAGAUUCCAAUUACAGGAGGAGCAAAGAAAACAGGAAGCAGCACGUUUAAAAGCAAUUAAAGGUCACUCUAAAGAUGAAUUCCACCUUGCAACACAAAAGGGUCUUUGUCAGCCCCCAGAGAGUAGCUCCACAACAAAUGGCAGCAGUGUUACAUUAAGCUUGUCAACUUUACCAUCUGAUUCUUACUACAGCCAAAGUAUAGAAGCAGCUGAUGACUGGUUUUCUGAUGAUUCCCUAGUGCAAAAGAGCUCGCCAAAGCCUCUUCUCAGGGAACCUCUAAUGGAAAAAGUAUUUUCAUAUCUAUCUUCCUUUUCAAAGGAAGAUUGUACUGAAAACGUCAUGAAUAUUACACUAUAUGAUGAUCAAAAAGAGGAAAGCAUUAAGGAAAUAUUUUCACAAAGAAACUCAGAGGUUGAAAUACAAAACCUUCAACAUAAUAUUGAAUGACUUUUCUUUGGAAACCGUAUGUACACUGACAUCAGGUAAAGUUAAAACUGAAUUACUACCCAUUGAAUCUCCUAACAUGUUCAUGCUAAUACUGCUUUUCCUGUACUUUACCAUGGAGUGGUCCCACUUACCUUGCUAGUUCUUAUUUCUAGAAACAAAGGAAGAACUAAAGGGAUAUCAUGAACAUUAAGCUUAACCCCAUGUAUGUCAUCAAAAGACAAUAAAUAAUAGGAAUAUACCUCAAUAUACAGGAGAAAUACUUGAAGAAAUCUUUAGCACAAAUACAAUAUAUUUUUGAAUAAAACAUCCACAACAUUUCCUUAUGCUUUGGACGUUUUCAAUUUUAUUUCAGUGUGGGUAAGGCUGGAUAGAAUACCUCCAUCAGUUUUUCUGAAUUUCAAACAAACAAAUCGCCUUCAGAUCUUAACAUGUCAUGCUUUUGGUAAACAAUAUAAUUUGCUCCUACAGGGGAACUUAGAACACUGCAAAAAAUCCAGAAAAUAAUCUUCUUUUCUCCUUCCUAUCUCAGAAUGGUCCCCCAACCCUCAUACCACUAUGAUGAAAAUAAUUCAUAGGCACCUGACUCAAGCUAGGUGAGUCGUGAGUCAGUUUCUCUCCAGUCUGAGAAACCUUUGGUCAAAUUUCUAUUGAUGCUUCUGAGGGAUUUUUGACACCUACAUGUAAUUA
Messenger RNA from Oryctolagus cuniculus (rabbit), 1491 nucleotides. NCBI's taxonomy places the organism in Eukaryota, Metazoa, Chordata, Mammalia, Lagomorpha, Leporidae. The record is from RefSeq and is a predicted model, not a curated record.